Molecule: messenger RNA, 1830 nt
Organism: Benincasa hispida (wax gourd)
Lineage: Eukaryota; Viridiplantae; Streptophyta; Magnoliopsida; Cucurbitales; Cucurbitaceae
Gene: AAS
Product: Pyridoxal phosphate (PLP)-dependent transferases superfamily protein
Biological process (GO): carboxylic acid metabolic process; amino acid metabolic process
Cellular component (GO): cytoplasm
Molecular function (GO): pyridoxal phosphate binding; carboxy-lyase activity
Source: RefSeq, a predicted model, not a curated record
UGCCGAUACAAUCGUCGUCUUCGUUAUUUAUCCACUUCACCAUUUCUGAGCGCAGAUAAAAGCAAAGCGUUAAAGCUCUUCAUAAGAAGGCCUUGAUUGCUCCGUCGCAUUAUCCAAUCAUCUUUCCGGACUCAGUUUUGAGAAGCCCAAGCAGAGAAAUGGAUAAUGAAUUGAAGCCGAUGGAUGCUGAGCAACUCAGAGAACAUGCUCAUAGAAUGGUGGAUUUCAUUGCUGAUUAUUACAAAAGCAUCGAGGAUUUCCCCGUGCUCAGCCAAGUAGAGCCCGGUUAUCUUCGAAAUCUUCUACCAGAAUCCGCACCUCAUAAUUCAGAAUCUCUGCAAAGUGUUCUUGAUGAUGUACAGAAAAAGAUUUUUCCAGGUGUAACACAUUGGCAGAGCCCCAGCUACUUUGCUUAUUAUCCUUCUAACAGCAGCAUUGCCGGAUUUCUUGGGGAAAUGCUCAGUGCAGCUUUUAACGUUAUCGGUUUUAGUUGGAUUACUUCUCCAGCUGCUACAGAACUUGAGAUGAUAGUUCUUGAUUGGCUUGCCAAAUUACUUAAGCUGCCUGAUGACUUUCUCUCGUCAGGAAAAGGCGGGGGAGUAAUACAGGGAACUGCCAGUGAAGCUGUUUUAGUUGUGCUACUGGCUGCCCGUGAUCGAGCUAUGAGAAGAUUUGGAAAAGAUUCCCUUAGAAAACUAGUGGUUUAUGCAUCUGAUCAAACACAUUCUGCUUUACAAAAAGCAUGCCAGAUUGGAGGCAUUCAUCCUGAGAAUUGCAGAUUGUUGAAAGCAGAUAUUUCUACCAAUUAUGCCCUCUCUCCCGAUGUUCUUUCUGAAGAACUUUCACAUGAUACAGCCAGUGGAUUAAUUCCAUUUUUCUUAUGUGCUACAGUUGGCACUACAUCAUCAACAGCCGUAGACCCUCUCCCAGAACUAGGAAAUAUUGCCAAAAGGUUUGAAAUGUGGUUUCACGUUGAUGCUGCUUAUGCUGGAAGUGCAUGUGUAUGUCCUGAAUUUCGACAGUACAUUGACGGUGUUGAAGAAGCCGACUCAUUCAAUAUGAAUCUUCACAAAUGGUUCUUGACGAACUUUGAUUGUUCAGCCCUGUGGGUCAAGGACAGGCAUGCCUUGAUCCGGUCACUUUCUACUAAUCCUGAGUUCUUGAAGAACAAAGCCUCUCAAGCAGAAAUGGUUGUGGAUUACAAAGAUUGGCAAAUUCCACUUGGGCGCCGUUUUAGAUCAUUGAAGGUCUGGAUGGUGUUACGACUGUAUGGUACAGAAAACCUUCAAAAAUACAUAAGAAACCACAUCAAGUUGGCCGAACGUUUUGAAGCACUUGUACGUGAAGAUCCCAGGUUUGAGAUUGUUACACCAAGGAUAUUCUCUCUAGUAUGUUUUCGCCUUCUGCCGUCUCGCAAAAAUGAAGAUGGUGGCAACAAACUAAACCAAAGUCUAUUAGAUGCUGUAAAUGCCAGUGGAAAUAUUUUCAUUUCUCACACGGUUUUAUCAGGAAAAUACAUCCUUCGAUUUGCAGUAGGGGCGCCAUUGACAGAGGAAAAGCAUAUUAAUUCUGCUUGGAAGUUACUCCAAGAUGCGGCUUCCACUUUGCUUGCAAUUUGAAACGUAGGUCUUUUAUCUUAUUUUCAAGUUUUAUUUGCAUCAUAAUCUCGUACAUAUAUCAUUUAGUGAGGAAAUAUACAUCCUUGCAAUUGUCGUACUAAAAAAAAAUAUUUGAUUCUUCGUGUUUCAAACUAUUGUUUUGACUUUAAGUUGUCAACAUGCAUUAGUUAGUCAGUCAAAGUGGGCUUAGUUAAGUAAUAGUUGGCAUGCA